AUGGCACGAGCAGCUGUCCUUCCUCCGUCCCCUGCCAAGCGGGGGACGCGUACGGCACCUCGAUCAACCGUGACCAAGACCACUGCCAGCUCCCAAGCCAAAGCCGUAAACGAACCGAAGAGGAGAGGCGUGACCAAGACGACGACGGCCAGGAAAAACAUGAUGGCGAAUGUCGACAUUGAUUCGGAUGAUACCGAGGAUGAGCUUGGCAUGAUGAUGAAGGAGACUGAAGAGAAGCCUGUACGACCACGUGGGAGGACCCCAGCGAGUUCGGCGACCAAGGCCUCAACGGCGUCAGCAACGAGAACAACCACCGCCUCCCGUGGCAAGAAAGUGACACCCGCGCCAGCUUUGCCAGAGUCCCCCGCCGAUAGUGAUGGAAGUGAUGGAGGCGAAAACGAGGCCUCUAAUCCAGAGCCAGUAAAGAAACGGGUCGGCAGGCCGAGGAAGAACGAGACAUCUACUGCGGCCAAAACCGAAACAGGACCAAAGCCCCGAGGGCGGCCAAAGGGAUCAACAACAUCAAAGACUACUGCCACUCGUAAGAAUACUCGAACCGUGCCGGAACCCGAGGCCGUGGCUGAAAAUGCCCUCACCAAACAUAUUCGCAUUGCUACUAAAUCUACGACCAUGCGAUCGAAUAUUCUACGUGGCCCUGCCAAGAAGAAAACAGUGACCUUCCAAGAACAAGCCGACUCGGAAUCUGACGAACUGGAAGGACUGACUGCGUCUGUUGCUGAGCAGAAGAAAGCCUCUGCAAGGACUACCAGUAAAGCUGGUCUGGGAGCGACACCGAUGCGCAAGACUACAGGAAAUGCAGCGCGAGGCCGAAAGCCUGCUGCAGCCAAAAAGAGCGCAACCAAACCUCUGUCUCCUAAGAAGGACAAACAGGUCUCCAAGUCGCUUUCAGCAUACGUCAGCUCUGAUGGCGAAGAGGACGAAUUGAGUUCGGCCAAGUACGAUAUCAAGAGUCCCGUCAAAUUGGUCGUUCACUCGCCAGCCAAGGCUGGCACGGAGAUUACAGGAUUGAGCUCGCCUGUGCGCAGGAUCAAUUUCACUCCCAAGAAGGCGUCCACUCUAAUUGACGAGAAUGGUGACCCUAAACCCGCUACACCUAAAAAUGGAUCAUCGGCUACCGGGUUGAGCUCGCCCGUCAGGAAGAUCAACUUCACACCCAACCGCAGCUUCAACGCCGUUGCUGACGGAGGCCAUCUGGCUUUACCCCCCGGCAAGUCUAUUGACUUUACUGAGUCGGUAUUCAUGUCAAGUCCUGCUCGACGACCAGAAGCUUCUCCAUUCCAAUUCUCUCUUCGCGAUACACCGAAUCGUGGCCUACUGUUCCGGGAAGACGCCCUUUCAACUGCUGACCCGAACCUAGCCCAAGGUCCAGCAUCGCCGCUCAAGAUGUCCCCAAAGAAAGCUAACUUGGGUGCUUCUUUCUCCCAGUCACCAACCAAGGCGGCAACUCCGUUUUCAGCCAAGACAUCUCUAAUCCAAAGCCCGCCAAAGAGAAUCCCGUCGCCUUUCAAGGGUUCCCUUUUCUCUUCUAAGAGCUCGACCAGUGCCGCGCCUACUCUGGAUUGUGAUGGCGCUACAACUGUCCUUCCAAUCCCUCAAGCAGAGCAGGACACCUUUUCUGCCUCAGGCUCCGAACAUCAAGGAUUUGCUGUGGAUGACGAUAUCGAGAUGAUCGAGGAGGUAGCCCGUGAUAUUUUUGGUAUUGAAUUGCAAUGCUAUGGCAGAAGCUCGUCUAUAUCGCCCUCGCCACAGGAGCCCCCUGCAGUCGAAGAACCUCUGGAGCUUGAGCCGGCCGAGGACGCUUUCGAUGAGCCUGAAGCCGCCGAGAGCUGUGUCGAGGAUAUCGAUAUCGAGGCAAAGCUCCAAGAGCUACGAGAAGAGAUCCGCCGUGAGCCAGAGGACUUUGGGACAAUUUGCUUCAAUACCAUGGAAGAACUCCAAAAGCCGUUCCAAAACCUACCUGAAGAAGAAACCGUACAGCACGAUUUCAUUUUGGAUGAUAUUGAGGAUGGCAUGGAGACGGAUUUGGAGGAAGAAGAUGCUGCGGAGCCAAGUGCUGAUGCGGAAGUUCACUCUGAAAGGCUGGAGCAAGUGGACACUCCGGAUGACGAACCCGAGCAGCAUUUCCCUUCACCAUCGGAACCAACACUUGGACUAGAGGCUCUCGAAGGCGCGCAGUCCCACACGCCUCCACCAGAAAGCCUCGAAGAGUACCUCGACCUCGCCCGGGAGGCACACGAAGACAUCGAAGAAACUGGAGUGGAAGAGGUUGAGACCGAAUUUGAUCAUCCGCAGAAUGAUCAAUCCGUCUUGGCAGAGGAGGAAGUUACUGUUGAAGUCUCAUCACCGCCCGAAACUCCCCGCAGUGCGCACCAGGCCAAGGUGACUGACAGCCUCCAACGGUCAGCGCAAUCGAUCCCUCCGCUGGCUCCUACUCCUCCUGGCCGUGCUAUGAGCGCUGCGUCUCCAUACCAGCAAGAUAGUGCCAAAUCGAAGGAAUGGUUGUUUGAUAUCAAUACGGAGCCACGCAUCCCUGCUGAGGAUAGCUUCUUGGACACCACCCUGACCGAGAUCCCUUCCCCCACUGGCCACGCCAUUUGCGACACUCCAAACUUUGCUGGAAAGCGAAAGUCGCUUAUCAAUGUCGACAUCGGGUUUACGCCUUUGGCACGGAAGUUUGAUGGUUGGGAAGCCAAUACUCCCUCUGAAGUCAAGCCAAUGCGACAGCGUCGCCGAGGCGUUUUCUCGCUGGUUGGGCCUCUGGAGAAACCGGCGGAGCAUGCUACACCAGUGCAGGAUGAUGUGUCUUACCCUGAUCUUUCGCGCACUCCAGUUGCAGACAGUCAGUCUGCGUCUGCCGAACUGCCUCUUCAGGAUAAGAGCGACGAUGCCUAUACACCCCCUCAAUCUCCUCACACACCCGAAUCUGCUGUGACACAACAGCAGCAACCUAUGGUUUACUCACCAAUCCGGCUCGAUAUUUUUGAAGACCCUGAGCUUUCCGAUUCCGAUGUAUUGGAGUCGCAAAAGCAGCCUAACGUGGAGAUGGUGGCCUCGGAAUCGACUGACGCUCAGGAUGAAGGUUCCCUGUCUGACCACGAUGACAAAGAGAAUUGCCAUUCUCCUGUCAUUCUACCUGUCACCCCGGUCAGAAGAGGAAUUGAUCACCAUCGAACGGUACACACUGUGUCCAAGGUGCCUUUGAAGGGCGAAGGCGAGGUCUCUCCUCUAAAGCUGCCCCGCAAACGAGGGCAUUCCCUUGAAAGCAGGUCUCCGAUUCGCGCAUCGCCACGCAUGCGCAAGCCGGUCAUGUUUCUCAGCAACGAGACUGUCCCGACCAUUUCCCCGCACAAAGCUUCGCGAACCUCGAGAAGCCCUAGCCCGAAGCGUCGCUGUAGCACUCCCUGGCGUUCCAUGGGGAUACAACCUGACAUUCAAGUACCUCAAUCUCCGUCUGUGGCUUCCACCGCCGGCAGAACUCCUCGCAGGAAGAGCCUCAUCAGCCAGCAAACGCUUCGUGGUGCUGUCGUGUAUGUGGAUGUUCACACAACCGAAGGUGAAGAUGCAUCUGGAAUCUUUGUUGAGCUUUUGCAGCAAAUGGGCGCUCGUUGUUUCAGAUCGUGGUCAUGGAAUCCUCGCUCUAGCAUGUCUCCAGUUGACGGCGUUGAUCCCAAAGAAUCUAAAGUUGGAAUCACACACGUCGUGUACAAGGAUGGUGGCCUUCGUACCCUGGAGAAGGUUAAGCAUGCUGGUGGCUUGGUGAAAUGUGUCGGAGUUGGUUGGGUCCUUGACUGCGAGAGAGAGAACAAGUGGCUUGACGAGACUCCGUACAUGGUCGACAGCUCUAUCAUUCCCCGUGGCGGUGCUAAACGUCGCAAGAGCAUGGAGCCACGCGCCUUGAGCAAUGUGAACGGCACUUUGGUGCGCAUCGCUGAACCAUCUACCCCCUCUGCCAGCGGACGCCGCUGCGGUGCUGACUGGGGUGCGGUGGAGGGAUUCCGGAAGAUCACUCCCCCAACUCCGCUUGCCGGAGUUUCAUCAACGCCCGUUCAGCAAUCCGAUCGCUAUCAUGUUCCAGCCACCCCGGGCUACAACUUUGACAACCUUACUGCGAUUGGCAUGUCUCCCGCCACUCCCUAUUUCCUCUCCAAUCGCGCCAAGUUGGUACAGAAAUCUUGCCCACCGAAGCAGAGCAACCGCGGUUUGUUCGAAGGCACAGAUAGACCUAUUUUCAGUCUUGAGGAGGACGACGAGGUAGAGUCCAGGCGUCAACAGCGGGCCCGUAUGGAAGAUGCGCGACGCAAGAGUCUUUUCUACAAGCCUUCUGUUGAAAGUCCGCUUGGAAAGUGA
Molecule: messenger RNA, 4368 nt
Organism: Penicillium daleae
Lineage: Eukaryota; Fungi; Ascomycota; Eurotiomycetes; Eurotiales; Aspergillaceae
Exons: 2
Coding region: 1-4368 (1455 amino acids)
Biological process (GO): mitotic cell cycle
Molecular function (GO): DNA binding
Source: RefSeq, a predicted model, not a curated record